Molecule: messenger RNA, 5970 nt
Organism: Alternaria arborescens
Lineage: Eukaryota; Fungi; Ascomycota; Dothideomycetes; Pleosporales; Pleosporaceae
Exons: 4
Coding region: 1-5970 (1989 amino acids)
Biological process (GO): ubiquitin-dependent protein catabolic process; protein ubiquitination
Molecular function (GO): ubiquitin protein ligase activity; protein binding
Source: RefSeq, a predicted model, not a curated record
AUGGAGACUCCCGGCGCGUUUGCCAACGCGACUUCCUUCUUGCCGUCGCCGGCGGACUUGCUCAUGGCACUGCCGCGUCUGUUCUCCAAAGCCAGCUCUCUUGGCGACAUGAUGCGCUCGGGCGGAAGCGUUAUCGCAGAGCCGACAGCCAACCUGACUAACAGCACCAUGACAACUGCAUCCCCUGGCUUUGUGCAGGAAUCCAUUGCUGCUGCGGCUUCGGCGGCUGCAGCACCUGAGGGCGACAUGACAGUAUGGCAGGCCUUGAGGAAUGUAGCUGCCUGGUUCAGCUACAUCACUUCCAAAUGGGCCAUCGCAACCUUCGCGAUCGCAAUCAUCCUCAACAGAACUCACUUCUAUGGAAACAGUCGCGUUCCGCUAUCCUUCGACCGCCUUUACCUCCGUUUCGCUCUCUACAUCAUGCCCCUGGUUCUGUUCCUUUACCAAGCACAGAGCAUCCUACGAGCCAUACGAUGCCAAACCUCACCAGGGUGGUCGACAUUGCAAUAUGGAGCGGACGAACGGCAGCUGGACACAGACUUUGGCGGCGAAGGCGGUUAUCUGUGGCAAGUGGCAUCAGCGGUGCUCUUCUGGGAAACCACCGAGGACUCAUGCCGAGCUGCGAACAUGCUACCCAUGGAUCCAUCAGGCACGCGGUCCUCUGGGUCACUAGCGCUUCUAUGGCCCAUGUUUGUCACCCUCGGGUUUGGUCAGUUUGUCGAUACCCUGGCGUGCGCCCUGCAAGGAAGACGUCCGAUCCAGGAAGUUGGAAUGACCAUAUUUGAACAUUCGCUCGCAUUUGCAGAGGCAGAGGCAGUGGUGACGAAGCCGCUGGCGGUCGAUUCGACACGCUUCUUCAAACCAAAGUCGGUCUUCACCCCAGACGGCACCUCCCUCAUGAUUCCAAGGUCGAAGCUUUCCAGGAUGGCCAACGUGCCGCCAGAAGUGUUGUUGAUAUCCCUCAUCUCUAGUGUAAGCCACUUCAUAAGCAACCUGUUAGCAAUUGCCGGGGUGCGCUCGAGAUGGCGAUUAGUGACGACCACAAUGUGUGGGUUAGCAUACAUGUCAGCUUUCGCCUGGAGUUGUGUCCGUCUCACCAGGAUGGUCACUGAUCCAGAUCACUAUGUGGGCAUCUUGAGAUUUCCCACUGUUUGCAUCAUUGGGUUCAUCCCACACCUGCUGAUACUCGUGGGCAUCGCAGUGUGCGCACUAAUCUACCUCUUGGCUUUCCUUGUUCCCGUAAUAUCCCCGCCUGCAGGACGCACCGAAAAUCUGACAUUGGGAGAGAGGUUCUCUUUGGCCUAUGGUAAUCUACAUGCCAACAUUCAUCUAUCCUCGAUCACACCCUUGACCAUCAAUUGGCACGAAGACUUCUACACCACUAUACUCAAGGUAGGCUAUGUCAUUCUGACCUCGGCGAGUGAAGCCGUGUUCCUUAACGAGGGAACUAGAGUCAAUGUCCAUGCAAUGACCUGGCUUGAAAAACAGAGAUUACAGGAACUGCUCGCUCGACGACGAAAAACCCGAGAGAUGAUCACCAACAUUCCAUCUGAACUCAGAAACGAUACGUUUGCGCAGGGCGUUGAGGUGACUGACGAGCUUAGUGAUGUCAGGACGGAUACAUCAUCGUCAGGCUACGCAAGAGAGCGCAAGACGCGAGGUGUAGCCUCUGCAGAUUCUUCUAAUGCCAUGGGACAGAAUGACCCCGCGCUCCAGCAACGCAGUCGCUAUCUCCAAACAUACCAAUUCUUCUUUCGCAUAUCAAAGUUGAUCGUCCUCAGCCUUGCAAAGAUCACAGACUGGGCACUGGCCAAAGUGGGGAUCAGCUACCGGCCUAGAUGGCUACGACGUACUGUGGGACUUGUUGAUGACGAUGGAAAGAUGUAUGCUUCAGCAGCUGGAGCAGGCCGAUACCAAAACCAAACUACAUCAGCAAAAGAGCCAUGGCUUACCAUGGAUGACCGGUCCCGAGUCCGUCAGAAUCGAGAAUUCGACGUGGAGUCGUUCGCAAAGGAGAGGCUCCGACAGAGUGGCUUCUACUCUCAACCAGAUGCCGAGGACUCAGAGGAUCGUCUCGACGACUAUCUGUACUCCUGGUGGCGCAACGGCAGUCUCUGGAACGAGGUUGAUAACAGCCGGGACUAUGUUGUUCCACAAGACGACGACACUACGAGCGUCGUAUCCUAUGCUACCACGACAGACAACGAUGAAUGGUCAGACGUUGACGAUGGCCAAAGGACGCCUACACGCGAUACAUACCAGCGGAGUCGGGAAGAAACACCCUUGGCUGACGAUGCAAUGGAUUUCUCCCGUCUUUCUCAACUCCUCGACCCAAAGACCAGGGAGGACCGAGAGGAAGCCAAGCUGCUGUCACGCCAUCUACAGAGCUCCAACAUCAUGACACGCUCGCAGUACCGCAGGGCUAUGGAGCGCGAAGAAGCCAAGAUCCUAACAACAUCACGCUACAAAAUGGGUGAUAGUGUCAGCAUGUCUGCAGAAGAAGAGGAGCAGCUUCUGGAAGAUCUCAUCCUCAGUCGCCGGAGCGCGGCUGCACCGCAGGGCGCGAGCAAUGCUGGGAGCUGGGACACGGGAGCAGAGGGCAUGGGCUCGGAGGGACCACAGUGUGUGACCUUUCCCGACCCCGCCACCGCAUCCCAGCAUGGACAGCACCGCAGCGAUGACUUGCAGGGCUCUCUGCAGCCUCACUCGGGUGAGCUGUGGGGAGACGCGGGAACACCGCCCGAUGCGACGCGUCCAGACAAGGCCAGCAAUGGGGUCGUCGAUACCGUGCAACCAGACGGACUGAAGCGCAUCGCGUCCCCCUCGCCGCCACCGAGGGAUAGAAUCACUGAAUACGAGAAUGCGCUGAAGAUUUCACCACGGAAACCUGCUGAUGGGCCCCUGUUUGAGAUUAUUAAGAGUAACAAGAAGCCUAGCGACAAGAACUCUCCUAUCUCGAAGCUGCCAAAUGAGGUCCUGAUUCACGCCAUUGCCCACCUGUCGCCGAACGACCUUGCUGCCGUUUCCCUUGUCUCUCGCCGUUUCCAUGAUGCAGUCACCACCCCACACGCCUGGCAGGUGGCUUUUGGUCGCUAUUUCCCCGGCCCCCUUUCGCUCGAAGACGCCGCGUUCCGCUCAGCUCUUGAGGGCGAUGGCUUGGUCGUGCGGUCAGAAAAGAGACGCUUCACUAGGCUCACGGCAUUGGCUUCGUGGAGGAGCGAGUAUAUUCUACGCACCAGACUCUUGCGAUCGCUCGUUAGAGGCAAGCCUGUGCAGGUCCCCUCAACACCAUCCCGCGCUGCUCAGAUGCAGACAGUCACCCCAAUGAUAACCUACGAUGCCAAGACGUAUACCAUCAUAAAUCACUUGCAGGCAACGUUUGGCUCUGGUCUGAACAAGAAGAUGCCGCGUUUCAUUCAUGGUGCAGACGAUAUUGGCAUGGUGACCAGCAGCGAUCCGACAACUGGUAAAGUCGAUCCGUGGGGACAAAGCGACCCCCACUUCUACGGUCAAUUUUCAGAACGCUUUCCUGGUGUCGCUGAGUGGGGACUGGGCUCCGGAGACGUUGUCGGACGGCCCAACGUCAUGGACAUAUCGCAGCCGUAUGGCAUGAUCUAUGGCCAGGGCUGUCCAGAAGGCUCGUGUUACUAUCGUUCCCUCGAGGAGAUGCGCGGUCGCUUCAUAGCCGAACCCAGCGAUUUCAGUAUGCCAGAAGUCGGUAUACCGAAACUAGGUAUCGACGGUGGUGCCAUCUGCAGUGUCUGGAUCGCCAAGUCGAGCACAAUCCCCACGCUCUCGGAAGGUUUGGUUGGGAUGAUGAUGGGCUCUGCAGCUGGUGUCGUUAGUGCCUGCAGUAUUGGUACAGAUGGUCUCCGUACAUCUCGCGUACAGCGUGGCGAGCUGACUGCGCGCUGGGUUCUUAGUCCAGGCGUACCCAUCAUCGCCAUCGCCGUAGACGAGCAAUACUCAGCCAAGCGCUAUGCUCAGAACCGCAUUUGGGCGGUCGCUCUGAACGCUCUCGGCGAGGUCUUCUACUUGACCAAAUUUCCAACCCGCAGCCAGGCCCCAAAGGAUGACAUUGAGCAAUACUCAGAAUAUCUGGGCUGGCUGACUGGUCGCAGCGUAUACUGGAACCUCGUAGAGCCUAGCCGGCGCACUGCACGACCAGAUCCAUACAGCGAUGCCGAUGUUGACGGCAGCUACUCGCCUCGAACAUCGUGGGACGGCAUGUGCUUGAGCAAGGAACAGAUCACCGCCGAGACCAGAGAGAUACAACAGUUCCUUCGCAAGGAACCUAAGCAUUUCCGAAAGACGUGCCUUGGAUGGGAUAUGCGUCGAAGACUUGAGGUCGAUUUUGCUGGCGAUGACGGCAACCACGCUGGAGAGGCCAUGGUCGUCUUCGAAUGCGGGCUUGAAGAAGGAGACGUUGCGGACAUUAGACGUUUCACUCGAUGCAAGACUGACCAAGAAAAAAAUACGACUACCUCGAGUCGUAUCAUGACGCCUCAGCCUGCGCCGACUACAUCCCUGUUCGGUGGUCCAGGCACGGGAACUCUGGAUUCUUCUUCUCUUCGCCAGCGCAGUUCUUCGUACAUGUCGACUACGAGUUCGCCAGAACGAGCAAGCCUGUCCGAAGAAGAAUGGAGGUGUUCAAGACUCACUUUCGGCGGCUUCAAGAGCACCCAGCUUACCACUACCACUUUAGACGUGUCUACUUUCGCCACUCUAACCCUGUCUGAAGAUCCCGCGCUCGGUUUCUCGACUUCUUCCACUGCGUCUUCGCCCUACGCUUCCCCAAUGUCAGUUGCAAGUCAGCCUGCAUCUCCCUCUGAUAUUCCUGGUCAGCGCGCGAGAUUUGUAGCUGCUGGCACCAAGUCUGGUGUAGUGCUGCUUUGGGAUAUCCGGGCGCCCACAUCGCGCUCGUCCGACUAUACAAACAACAUCGACCCUCUUCGGAUCAUCUACACUGACUCACCAGAGAUAUCAUGCUUGGCUGUCACCUCUCUUUAUCUCGUAGCAGGCGGAAAUGACGGCCUGGUACAGGCAUGGGACCCGCUGGCUUCGAGUAUGUCACCUAUCACAACACUUCACUCUCGACAUGCUUCGCGUGCUCGGAGACAGCUCGUACAGGCUCAAGCCUCUGUCCAAGGAGUCGGCAUCAACAUGUUCGCUGCCGGUGCCGUAUGUCUGGACCCUGAUCCGACUGUCUUGCGAGGCGCAGUAUCGCUUGGCAAUCAGCUUCGGUUCUGGAGUUACAGCUCAUCUGCCGCUGACCAGUACAGAAGCAGCAAACGUAGACUUCGAAGAGCUGAACGCGGAAGUAACAAUACUGCCGAGCGCUUUGCUGGCACGGGCAGAGUCAACUUGAAGAACUACAUCGCCAACGAGCAUUCUGAGCUGGAGCGUGACAGGCAAGAACGUCAAAAGCAGGCCGAGCGCUUGGCUGGUCGUUUUGGUACGGAGCUAUUGAGCGAGGACGAAGCUUUGGCAUACGCCGCGAUGCUUUCCCAGGAGACCAUGGAGGCGGAGGAGCUGCGCCGCAUCGAGCGCGAGAGUAGCGCCUUCAGCAGUGAGACUGUAACGCCAGAGCCGAGCAUCCAAGCUCAGCCUUCGUCACCUGCCGUCAAAGAUGAUGAAGAGCUGGAUGCUGACAUUGCUGAAGCUAUUCGCCUCUCUCUUAAUGAGAGCUCUGGUGCUGACAUGUAUGAACCCGCCACUACGCCGCCUUCCGCAUUCGACAUUCCAAUCAAGUAUGCCAAGGGCAAAAAGUCUCUGCCGUCACGUUCUCAGGGCAGCACCCCCAGAAAAGACAGGACCACUGCUGGAUCGAGCAAUGAGAGCGAGAUGUCGGAUUUGGAGUUUGCCAUGCAGUUGAGUCUUGCUGAAGAGCAGAGUAGGAAGGAUGCCGAAGACGCUUUUCCACCGCUUAGUCCAGCGGCUGGCAGCAAGGGCAAGGGGAGGAUGUGGUAA